AUGUCACUGCCCCCUGUUAGUGAGCAAGGAGUCUGCGUGAGCCUGCGACCAGGGCAUGUCACUGCCCCCGUUAGUGAGCAAGGAGUCAGGGUGGCCAGGCAUGUCACUGCCCCCUGUUAUGAGUAUGAGUCUGGGGGCAUGUCACUGCCCCCUGUUAGUGAGCAAGGAGUCUGGGGGCCAGGCAUGUCACUGCCCCUGUUAGUGAGCAAGGAGUCAGGGGUGGCCAGGCAUGUCACUGCCCUGUUAGUGAGCCAAGCGAGUCUGGGUGGCCAGGCAUGUCACUGCCCCCUGUUAGUGAGCAAGGGGAGUCUGGGUGGCCAGGCAUGUCACUGCCCCUUACUGAGACCUAGUAGGUAUGCCCUCCAGGCCACUCCACCCCAAACCCCACCCCACCCACCCCAGCCCAGCCCAGCCCAGCUCACCCCAUCUCAGCCCAGCUCACCCCACCCCAGUUCAUUCCAGCCCAGCUCACCCAUCCCAGCUCACCCCAGCCCACCCCAGUUCACCCCAGCCCAGCUCACCCCACCCCAGUUCACCCUAGCUCAGCUCACCCAAGCCCAGCUCACCCCAGCCCAGCUCAGCUCACCCCAGCCCAGCUCACCCCAGCUCAGCUCACCCCUAGCCCAGCUCAGCUCACCCCACCCCAGCUCACCCCACCCCCCCAGUUCACCCCAGCUCAGCUCACCCAAGCUCAGCUCACCCAACCCCCAGCUCAGCUCAGCUCACCCCACCCCAGCUCAGCUCACCCCAGCUCAGCUCACCCUAGCCCAGCUCACCCCAGUCCAGCUCACCCCACCCCAGUUCACCCCAGCUCAGCUCACCCCAGCUCAGCUCAGCUCACCCAAACCCAGCUCAGCUCAGCUCACCCCACCCCCAGCUAACCCCCAGCUCAGCUCACCCCAGCCCAGCUCAUCCCAGCCCAGUUCACCCCACCCAAGCCCAGUUCACCCCAGCCCAGCUCACCCCAGCCCAGCUCACCCCAGUCCAGCUCACCCCAGCCCAGCUCACCCCAGCCCAGUUCACCCCAGUCCAGCUCACCCCAGCCCAGCUCACCUCACCCCCAUCCCAGCCCAGUUCACCCCAGUCCAGCUCACCCCAGCCCAGCCCACCCCCAGCCCAGCUCACCCCAGCCCAGCUCACCCCAUCCCAGCCCAGUUCACCCCAGCCCAGCUCACCACCGUCCAGUUCACCCCAGCCCAGCUCACCACCGUCCAGCUCACCCCAGCCCAGCUCACCCCCAGCCCAGUUCACCCCAGCCCAGCCCACCCCAGCCCAGCUCACCCCAGCCCAUCUCACCCCAUCCCAGCCCAGUUCACCCCAGCCCAGCUCACCACCGUCCAGUUCACCCCCAGUCCAGCUCACCCCAGCCCAGCCCACCCCAGCCCAGCUCACCCCAGCCCAGCUCACCCCAUCCCAGCCCAGUUCACCCAGCCCAGCUCACCACCGUCCAGUUCACCCCAGCCCAGCUCACCACCGUCCAGCUCACCCCCAGCCCAGCCCACCCCAGUCCAGCUCACCCCAGCCCAGCCCACCCCAGCCCAGCUCACCCCAUCCCAGCCCAGUUCACCCCAGCCCAGCUCACCACCGUCCAGUUCACCCCAGCCCAGCUCACCACCGUCCAGCUCACCCCAGCCCAGCCCACCCCACUCACCCCAGCCCAGCUCACCCCAGUCCAGCUCACCCCCAGUCCAGCUCACCCCAGCCCAGCUCACCCCAGUUCAGCUCACCCCACCCCAGCUCACCCCCAACCCAGUUCACCCCCAGCCCAGCUCACCCCAGCCCAGUUCACCCCAGCCCAGCUCACCCCAGCCCAGUUCACCCAGUCCAGCUCACCCCAGUCCAGCUCACCCCAGCCCAGCUCACCCCAGUUCAGCUCACCCCCACCCCAGCUCACCCCAACCCAGUUCACCCAGCCCAGCUCACCCCAGCCCAGCUCACCCCAGCCCAGUUCACCCCCAGCCCAGCUCACCCCAGCCCAGUUCACCCCAGCCCAGCUCACCCCAGUCCAGCUCACACCCCAGCCCAGCUCACCAGUCCAGCUCACCCCCAGUCCAGCUCACCCCAGCCCAGUUCACCCCAGCCCAGUUCACCCCAGCCCAGUUCACCCCAGCCCAGUUCACCCCAGCCCAGUUCACCCCAGCCCAGCUCACCCCAGCCCAGCUCACCCCAGCCCAGUUCACCCCAGUUCAGCUCACCCCAUCCCAGCCCAGCUCACCCCAGUCAGCUCACCCCAGUCCAGUUCACCCCAGCCCAGUUCACCCCAGUUCAGCUCACCCCAUCCCAGCCCAGCUCACCCCAGUCCAGCUCACCCCAGUCCAGUUUACCCCAGCCCAGUUCACCCCAGUUCAGCUCACCCCAUCCCAGCCCAGCUCACCCCAGUCCAGCUCACCCCAGCCCAGCUCACCCCAGCCCAGCUCACCCCAGCCCAGCUCACCCCAGCACUUAGAUAAAGGGUUUCAAAAGUGUUCUUCGGCUGUCCCCAUAGGAUAA
Molecule: messenger RNA, 2490 nt
Organism: Oncorhynchus masou masou (cherry salmon)
Lineage: Eukaryota; Metazoa; Chordata; Actinopteri; Salmoniformes; Salmonidae
Exons: 3
Coding region: 1-2490 (829 amino acids)
Source: RefSeq, a predicted model, not a curated record